UCAAGAUGUUUACGGCUAUGAUUUUUCCCAUUCUGUUUAGUAUAACUAAUAAGCAGGAGUACCUUCAUUAUGGUUCAUCAUGCAGAGGCCUUAAGGAAUCAGAAUUAGUAUUUUACUUGAUUUAAGAUGAUGAUGUUUAAUGCAAAUCAUUAAGAAAUUAUUUGUUAAUGUUUCUCAUUUUGUUUGUUGUAAAUCAUUUACGUUCAUAUGAAUUUCCAACAGUUCAUCGUGAUGUGAUCAAGCGCCUUGUGAAAGACAAGUCAGAGAAAGUAGCAGCUGGUGUUGAUGAUGAUUUUAUUUCAGAACUCAAGCGUCUAUCAAAAGAAGCUGUUGAAAUACAAAUGAAAGACCUUCAGUUCUUUCAACAAAAUAAGUUUACUGUGAUGAUGGCAUUUAGGGGUCUUAAAAUAGUAUGUUGUGGAGUUUUGCAACUUCAGGCGUAUUUUCUUGUCCUUGAUGACAUUAUGGAUAAUUCUCACACACGUAGGGGUCAACCAUGCUGGUUUAGAGUGCCCGAGGAUGAUUAUUUGGAUUGCUUUGGGGAUCCUGAUACUAUUGGAAAGAUAGGUACAGAUAUUGAAGAUUUUAAAUGCUCUUGGUUAGUUGCGAAAGCUUUGAAGCUUAGCAAUGAGAAACAAAAGAAAGUUCCAUACGACAACUAUGGGAGUGCAGAUCCAGAAAAUGUUGCUAAAGUAAAGGCCCUGUAUAACGAGCUUAAUCUUAAGGUAUUUGAAAAAGAAGUGUUUCAAAUAAAGACGAUAAAGAAAGUAUCAAAUGAUGAAUAUGAUGAAGAAGUAUCAAAUGAUGAAGACGAUGAAGAAGUACAAAACUGA
This is a messenger RNA of Vigna angularis (adzuki bean), 833 nucleotides long. RefSeq names its product farnesyl pyrophosphate synthase-like. The transcript has 6 exons. The record is from RefSeq and is a predicted model, not a curated record. NCBI's taxonomy places the organism in Eukaryota, Viridiplantae, Streptophyta, Magnoliopsida, Fabales, Fabaceae. Gene Ontology annotation, molecular function: dimethylallyltranstransferase activity; (2E,6E)-farnesyl diphosphate synthase activity. Gene Ontology annotation, cellular component: cytoplasm. The coding region runs from base 168 to 833 and encodes 221 amino acids. Gene Ontology annotation, biological process: trans, trans-farnesyl diphosphate biosynthetic process.